UAUAAAAUGAAAAAAAAUAAGUAAAUCACUGUAGUCAAAAUGUUGCACCUCUUGACGAUAAUUUUAACCAUUGGCACCAGUAUUACUCUAGGUGCACCACCAAAUGGUCGUAUUUUUGGUGGACAACUCGCGUCUCCUGGUCAGUUCCCUUUCAUCGUCCAUCUAAGUGGUGACUGCGGUGGUACCAUCAUCAACAACAACUGGGUGCUUACAGCAGCCCACUGCUUAAACUACGUGUCCGAUACAGCCACAGUACUCGCCGGUACCACCAACCUGAAUUCAGGCGGUCUUAAGUACAACAUUACCCAGUACAUUGUACACGAAGAUUACGACCCUUGGACUGGAUGGGGUGCCAAAAACGACAUCGGUUUGGUUCAAAUCGACGGUGAAUUUGAUUUCAACGACUUGGUACAAUCCGCUGAGUUUACUGACCCUGAGGAGAAUUCUAGGUGCAUUGCGGCAGGGUGGGGGUCCACUGCAGAUGAUGUGGACCCUAAAGACUUGCGGUUUGUUGAACUAACGGCUUUCAAUUUUGAGUUAUGUAGAGAUGUGGCUGGAGAUGAGCUUGGACAGUCGUACUUGGGACCUGAACAAGUGUGUGCUGAGGGACCGGUGGGAAAAGGGGCGUGUUUUGGAGAUUCGGGAGGCCCUUUGGUUUGUGAUGGAAAGUUGGCAGGGGUGGUGUCGUAUGCGAUUUUGGCGUGUGCUCAAGGGUAUCCAGAUGUGUAUACUAAACCGACGGCUUAUGUUGACUGGAUUAAUGAAAAGGUCCAGUCGUGAGACAAUAUAGGCGAAAUUUGUAUUAAAUAAAUGUAAUUUCUUGCUUU
This is a messenger RNA of Zophobas morio, 827 nucleotides long. Its product is annotated as chymotrypsin-1-like. The coding region runs from base 40 to 780 and encodes 246 amino acids. Gene Ontology annotation, molecular function: serine-type endopeptidase activity. The transcript has 2 exons. Gene Ontology annotation, biological process: proteolysis. Lineage: Eukaryota; Metazoa; Arthropoda; Insecta; Coleoptera; Tenebrionidae. The record is from RefSeq and is a predicted model, not a curated record.